Molecule: messenger RNA, 3126 nt
Organism: Rhincodon typus (whale shark)
Lineage: Eukaryota; Metazoa; Chordata; Chondrichthyes; Orectolobiformes; Rhincodontidae
Product: E3 ubiquitin-protein ligase RING2-A-like
Exons: 8
Coding region: 307-1377 (356 amino acids)
Biological process (GO): negative regulation of DNA-templated transcription
Cellular component (GO): ubiquitin ligase complex; PcG protein complex
Molecular function (GO): chromatin binding; ubiquitin protein ligase activity
Source: RefSeq, a predicted model, not a curated record
GGGGGAUGCAGGAAGUGACGCAACGGACCUGUAAGGUGGGGGCCGGUUUGCCGUUGUUGUGGGUGCGCGAGACCGAGAAAGUGAGAGAGAGCGGGAGCACAGCUAACGCGGAUCGGUGAACGGCAAGAGGAGUACGACGAAGAUGCUGCCAGACCUGCUCAGCUUUUCCAGCAAUUUCUGUUUUUGCUUUGAGGUGGGGAGUGGACUGAUAGUUAAGCAUUUGAUUCAGACAAAGUAGUUAGCAGGUCUGGAUGUGUGAAGGCUAGCACUUGUAAAAUAAAACUUUAAAAAAUCGCUGUAGUCACUAUGGCAGCACCGGUGAAUACUCAGAAUCCUAGUAAAACCUGGGAGCUCAGUCUCUAUGAACUGCACCGGACCCCACAGGUGAGUAAAACAGGGCAGCUCAGCCUCUACGAACUGCAAAGGACCCCGCAGGAGGCAAUUAUGGAUGGGACCGAGAUUGCAGUGUCGCCCCGGAGCUUGCAUAGUGAACUGAUGUGUCCCAUCUGUCUGGACAUGUUAAAGAACACCAUGACAACAAAGGAGUGUUUACACCGCUUCUGCUCGGACUGUAUUGUCACCGCACUCCGCAGCGGAAACAAAGAAUGUCCCACGUGUCGAAAGAAGCUGGUGUCUAAACGAUCUCUCCGACCAGAUCCUAAUUUUGAUGCGUUGAUCUGUAAGAUCUAUCCAAGCAGGGAUGAGUACGAAGCACAUCAAGACCGUGUGCUCGCACGAUUGAGCAGGCUCCAUAACCAACAGGCUCUAAGUAGUAGCAUUGAGGAAGGGCUGAAAAUGCAGGCCAUGCACAGAGCUCAGCGAGUAAGGAAGGCACAGCACGAAUCAGACAAUACUACUUUCAGUGGUGGGGAAGACAACUGUGACAGCCGCUCUCACGUUAGCAACGUGUCUACGCACAGCAAUCAGGAGGCUGGUCCAAGCCGCAAACGCUCUAAAGCUUCAGAUGACUCUUGUCCUGAUCUGGAUAACUCACGGGAAGGGGCAGGAAGUCCAGAUGUCGGGGUGGACUCUUGCAGUGAAAUCGAGCUGGUGUUCCGACCUCACCCAGUACUUGUGGAAAAAGAUGAAUAUUCACAAACAAGAUAUGUGAAGACUACUGCAAAUGCCACUGUGGACCAUUUGUCUAAGUACCUUGCAUUAAGAAUUGCUUUGGAGGAGCAGCAGAAGAGCAUUGGGAAUAAUGCUGUCAGUCUGGAGGAAGUCAGUGAGAAACAGUACACGAUCUACAUCACCACCUCGGGGGGCCAGUUCACGACUUUGAAUGGAUCGCUGACACUGGAAUUGGUAAAUGAGAAAUAUUGGAAGGUCAGCAAGCCUCUUGAGCUAUACUACGCACCCACCAAGGAGCAGAAAUAGUGAAGGAAGAGGACUAAAAGAAAACUGCUAUCUGCUUGCUUGCUCCUUCCAUAUAUUUGCCACAAUAAGACUGCAACAGCUUUUUUGGCUUUGGAGAUUGUGGAAGGGACUGUGCUGAAUCCCACAAGAGAAGGACUGGCUGGAAAUUUUGAAUGCAGGGCCAACGAGGACAUUCUCUUGCAGUCUUGGUUAAGGGUAUAGAAUAAAUCUGAACUGUUACAUACCAUGUCUCCUGUGUCCUCUGGUGCUGGGUGCAAAUGUGUGUUUUGAGUUCAGGAUCACGUUUUGAGGUUUGACCUUAUUUCUACUGUGAUCAAUCGGUCAUCCCAGCUAGUGAGUAGGUGUUCAUGGAGCCCUGUGGUUCUUGUGCAGGUCCCUUUCGUUAGAGAACUGCUGAUACUUUAUAUAUAUAUAUACUAUAUAUAUAAUAUAUAUAUUAUAUAUAUAUAUGUGGUUAGCCAAAUCCAUUAAAUGAAACAGAACAUUGAGGUUGCACAGUACUGACAGUGCAUACUCUUUUGUAGCUGAUGAGGGGUUAGUGGGCAAACAAAGAAGAUUUUAACCAUUUGAAAGUUACAGUCCCCAAAACAAUUUUCAUGUCAGGUUUGAUGUUUUUUUAGAUGUACUAUUUCUUCAUUUUUCUGUUUUUCCUUUUGUGUGUUUAUAACAGACAUGGCUGCAUAAUAUCCACAAUUAUUAUAUAUCAAAAUCUUCAGCUCCGUUUGUCGCUGAUGUGCAUUAUUUUGGUUUUCUGCUUCUACAUUUUAUCUACGUAAAUGUUUUACAAAAAAUUCAAAGUCCUGCGCUUAAUUUAUUAGAUAUUCAACAUUCUCAGCUAGUAUUAAAUUCUUCCUCUUCUCCUCCCACCCAUCUUUUGUUUGUUGAGCAGCUGGUUUCCUUUCAGUCCCUUCAUUGAGAAUAACCCUGAACUUUCUGGGUUUAAAUAAAGUGCCUGUGCCAAUUGGCCUAAAGUUUUGAUCCCCCUUGCACAGCUGGCUCAUGUUUUCAUUUUGUCUCUCAUUUGUCACUGUAUUUGAAGAGGAGUUUUUUGGUGAACAAAAGUUAGAUGUGUUACAUGAUGAUGUGUUUUUGAGAUUUGAGACUGGUUUUUUUUUUGUUUGAAGAUUGCUCAGUUGACCUUUGAUGCCAUGAAGGUACUUGUACCCAUUUCAUACCUGUUGCUUUGGAAUGGAAAAUCCAACCUAGUCAUAAUUUUCCCUGUCUGUCACCUUGAUUUGGAUUUGAGAAGGGAGGGUGGGGAAGGGGUUAUUUUUAAGGGUAAAUACUGUUGUGUGCUGACUUACUGUAUCACAUGAAUUUCAUAUUGUGUGAUUAGGAAAUGUUUUAAUAUUCAGAGAAUAAAUUUUAUUGAGUGAGUUUUGUUUUACUAGAAAAAGACGUGCACUUAAAAGAUACAUUCUUCUGCUUUCUGAAGUCAUGGACUUUUUUUAUCUUCUUUCAACACUUCUCCCUGGUUGUUUGUAUGUGUGAACCUUGAUCCACCUGUGUUGACAGACUCUUUGCACCAGCAAUGCUGUUGAGCCAAACUUCUUCCAUUCUGGCUCACAGGUGUAGAAAAUAGUGAUUAUCUUGCGAUAAUUGUUCCUCCUGACCCAAGGCCAGUGUUGUCAAUUGCACUUCAUCACUGUGUUCUUGACAGAGCUUUGAUAAAGUAGUAGAGAACAAAGAUUGAGUGUGGCUUUGAUACUGAAUAAAUUUUCUGCUCUCUACUCUUGGUUUUGGCUAGAA